This is a messenger RNA of Paramecium sonneborni, 204 nucleotides long. NCBI's taxonomy places the organism in Eukaryota, Ciliophora, Oligohymenophorea, Peniculida, Parameciidae. The record is from the annotation of a GenBank genome assembly.
AUGAAUUUAUCUUAACAAUAGAGAGCAUUUUUCUAAUAUAUAUUUGAUGAAAACAUCAAAUUUGGAGAUUCAGAGGGAUAUUUAAAAGUUUUUUAAUUGAAUGAUAUGAAAAAAACUCGAUAUAUCUAAGGCCAUUUAGCUUGUUUAUCAUGUAUUGCAAUGAGUAUUCAAGAAAAUGAAAUUAUCACAAGCAUAGGAAAAUGA